AUGGCGCAGCGUCAGCCACGGCGGCAAACCCGCGAGCCCACCGAGGAGCAGACGGGCGGCCCGAUAUCCAAAUCCGACGAGACUAGCGCCGCGGAGCAGACACGUGGCAUCACCUCCGUCACCACCGGCGCGGACCCCGGCGCGCACGAGCGCGGCGCCGCAGGCGCCGGGUCGACUGGCGAGCAAGUGCGGCUCGGUGGCGGAGGCGCGCGGGGCGGAAGCGCGGGCGCGGAAGAAACGCCAGUGGGGCCGAUUCAAGGCAUGGAGGGCGGGCCGACGGCGGGCAUGGGCGCGCCGAUCCGCAUGGGGGACGUGGUGCCGGAGGAGCAGCUGAGCGCGGAGGAGAAGAGCCGCCCCGUCACUAAGGCGGACGCCGCUGAAGCGCAACGCGAGGAGACUGCAGCUCAUGGCGCGCCCGUGAAGGGCGGAACAGCAGCCACGCUGCAGUCAGCUGCGGACAAGAACGUGCAGGCGGGGGUGGUGCCGCCCAUGAAAGGGGAGAAGGCCUCUGCUCGCACGGGAUCCCUGGAGUCGGGCUCUGCAGGCGCCCCUGGUGCCACUGCUGGGGAGACGCAUAGCAAGGGUGCCUGA
Closterium sp. Naga37s-1 is the source of this 591-nucleotide messenger RNA. The record is from the annotation of a GenBank genome assembly. Lineage: Eukaryota; Viridiplantae; Streptophyta; Zygnematophyceae; Desmidiales; Closteriaceae.